Molecule: messenger RNA, 492 nt
Organism: Lentinula edodes (shiitake mushroom)
Lineage: Eukaryota; Fungi; Basidiomycota; Agaricomycetes; Agaricales; Omphalotaceae
Exons: 4
Coding region: 1-492 (163 amino acids)
Source: RefSeq, a predicted model, not a curated record
AUGGGUACGACUAAGGGUUGUGCUUUGAUCUUAGAGGUGAAGCAUGCUGAAAAAUUACAAGCUUUGAAGCACGGAAAUGAUCAAACCUGGGUGACUUCCUUGGCCUAUAUCAAUAUAGAUAGUCGCUAUCGAAUGAUAGCCACCGGCGACGGAAAUCGCGAACAGCGCACAAGGAUCAUACUUUGGAUCGAGGAGGAUGAGAAGGACAUCUCGUUUAAAUUUCCCAAGCUCUGGUAUAUCAUGCCAAAACUAAAUUGGGCAGGUAGUCUUUACCUUGAUGGGAUUGAUCUUCGCUUUAUCAUUGUGGUUUUCGCCUUUGUGGUCAGAAGCUACGUCGGAGAAGUUUUCAGUGUACUUCUUCAAAUCAUCUCCUUCUGGGGCACCGUUCGCUUCUCCAUCUCCUGUGAUACCUGCUGCUGCAUCGUCACCUAUUUUGACAAAAGUCACCAAACUGUUCGACGCCUUGGGAGAGUUACUAGUGCGUGUCAAUAG